AUGUCCUCGUGGUUGUACCUAGCUGUUAUGGCCUGUGCUUGCUUCGGCGCUAAAGCCGGUGACAAACCUUUAGUUACUAAGAAGGUAUUUUUUGAUAUUACAAUCGGUGGCGAGAAAGCUGGCAGAAUUGAGAUCGGAUUAUUUGGAAAGGAAGUGCCAAAGACUGCUGACAAUUUUUACCAACUUUCAACUCACGAGGUGAGUGAGCUUGCAAUAUCAGCAGGAUAAUUUAUAAUGUAGCGUGGUAAUCAUGUAAGUAGUCAUCCCUCAUGUUACCUUUAAUCUGAGGUAUACAGUUAUAUUUCUUAUGCCACGUUUAAACAACUGGUUUAAAGUUUAAAGCAAAAUAAUUUAGACGAGCAGAAUUGAAACAAGCCAUGGUAAUCAGCUGUUAUAAACCAGGCCUUUGUUGGCCUUGCUUUAUUCAAUUCCACGUGUACUAAUUCAUUCUGCUAAUUGUUCUUGCACUUGUACAAAAUUUGUCCUAUUAAUUUAUGAGAUAUAUAAGUUAUGUACUCCAUUAUGCGGAAUAUUUUUUUUACAAAGUCUAUAAGGCGUAAAUAAUAUAAAUUUAUCAUUUGACACAUUAUUUGUUAUUUUAACCCUUUAAUAGCGUAAAUGAUAACGUGUUGAUUUUUCUAUAAAAUCAGAUAUCAUCAAGAAUCUUACUCCCCCCCCCGCCACCACCUUAAAAGCUCCAACAUCAUGCCUUCUGCACCACACUCCACACCCUAACCACCUGAAUAGGCAACAAUUUAUCUUCAUCUUUUUCAAAUUGAUCAUUGUACAGUUGAAGUCUUUUUGUGUUCUUGCCAUCAGCUUUAAAGGCACUUACAUGACAGUGGCCAUUCUUGUGUCUCUAUGUAUGUACCGCGCAUUAAGCCACAAUCCUAUUGGCCAGCAUGAUGGAACUAUUUAUCUCUGGAGUUGGGCAGAAGAAUAGACCUUUUCUGAGUUCCAAAAACUCUCACUUUCAAAACAAGGUUAAGUGCAAAGCCUUUCUUGUGAAAAUGAGUUAAGCAUGACAGAAGAAAAUCUUUUUCAUUUCAAUGGUUUAAUCCUACUUAGGGAUGCACCAUUAGAAAUGUGAAGGGGGGGGGGAGUCCAAAAACAAAAAAAAAAAUCCUGCAAAACAAAAUUUUAAGAAAAAAAAAUCCUGCAUUGCAACGAAACCAGAAAAAAAUAUCCUGCUUGGAUAACCAAUGUGACUGCGACAAUAUAUUACACAGUCUGAAAAAUAAAUCUGUGAUCUGUAACAGGAAAUCCCCUUCCCCCAACUUCCUAAAUUCAUGUCAAACUACAUUUCAGGCAGAAAAAACAAUUUCUACUGGCUAAAUAGAGAUUUCAAUUUGAACCAACUCUGAUGCCCUUGAUCUCUAUAGCUGCCAUAGUAUUAAAUUAAGAGACUGUGGUGAUAAUUGUUUAACUUUAUAAAUUAAAUAAACUUUUUUAUUGAAAUACUUUUGUUUUAAUGGGAUUAAAGUGAGAUUGUGUUAACAACGUCAAUAGUUCCACUUGCACGCAAGUUUAUGGAGUUGGUGUUGUACAAUAUGCGUUGCUACUUGAAUCCAUAAAGUUUACAGCUAUAAACAAAAGUAGAUGUCCCAAAAACACCAAUCACACUGCAGAUCCCGCUGCAUUUAAAAGUAUUAAGAAUAUUAUUUACCCAAACUAACACAAAAUAUUUUGAAUGCUUUGCAAAACCAUAAAUAGAAAUGGUGCAUUCUAAUAAAAACUUGAACCUAAACAUAUGGGCCACAGACAUAUGGUAGGAUUUAGAGGAAAUGUUCUUCAAGUUCUUCCUCUGUAUCCCAGUCCUCGCCUGAUGAAGACUGACAUGCUGGCUGCAGUUUUACUUCUUCUUUUUCUUCUUCUUCUUCUUCUUCUUCUUCUUCUUCUUCUUCCUUUUCUUUCUGUUUUUCUGUCUCUUGUCUUCCCUCAGGUUCUUUCUCUGUGUUCCAGUCCUUGCAUGAUAAGGACUGAGAUGCUUGCUUUCCUUCUUUCUGUUUCUCUGUUUCUUGUCUUCCCUCAGGUUCUUUCUCUGUGUUCCAGUCCUCGCCUGCUUGAAAUUUCUUCUUUUGUUUUUCUUUAUUUUCCUUUAGAGCAUUCUUCUUCCUCUUUCUUCGCAAUACUUUACUUUGGGUAAAACACCGUUUGAUCUGCUUGUGUAGCUGUUUCAACUGCCACUGAACUCAGUUCGGACGUUUGAGCGUAUAGAUUACUUCAUGGGCAGCGCGGGCGCACGGUAUUUACGCACGAGUUGGUUCGCAUCAGAAAUUGAGCGAGCAAGGCUUUGCGAGUGAGAUCAGAAAGCGAGAGAGAUUUAUCUGACAUACAAUGCGAAAAAAGUCCAUGUCUAACACUGCACGUGUUUAGGUGUCCUAUUACAUUAUGUACUAAACAUCUGUGACUGGACGAAACGCGCUUUUUUUCACGUGUGUGAAAAGUCGUUUCGCCAUUCUGAUUGGCUGCGAACCCUGAACAGGGUUUUCACACGCCAAAUUUCAAUAGAAAAUCUCAAUUAGUAUGAAAAAAAUAUACUUAAAACAAACGUGUUCUGUUGGAACACUACAACAAAAAACAUUUCUUGUGGUUGAAACAGUCUAGUAAAACAAGACCAAAAGAGGGCAUAGUCAUUUUGGAAAAAAAAAAUCGUGCAAGGGUUUGAAGGUUGAAAAAAAAAUCCUGCACUCCUGCUGGUUGUGAAAAAAAUAACAUGCCUUUCCAGAAAGUCCUACCCCCCCCUUCACAUUUCUAAUGGUGCAUCCCUUACUGUGUAGCUAGCCUCGGCAUGAAACAGAGGCUUGGGGCAACUCAGAUUAAUGGCCUAUUGAGUCUCUGGGGAAGAGCAUGAAUAUGGAAUGGCACUUGUUACCCUUGAAAGCCCCAUGUUUUGGCAUUGAGCUAUCAAUGCAGAGGUGACCUAUUUUUUGUUGCAUAUUUAAUGACAAUGCCGGCAAAUGAACGAAAAGUGUCUUUCUUUUUUGGAAAUGUUUUAUUCCAGAAAUUUUAAAUGAUUAAGGAUUGGUAUAUUAUCAAGGUAAAAUUGACAUACAUAAAUAAAAUUGUGAGGUCUUUUAAGGGGGAAAUGCUUUCACUUUGUCGGUGAUUUCUGAGACUACCUGUCUUCUGGUAGGUUAGGAAAAAUUGUUGUAUCUUAGCUACAUGUAGGAUGAAAAUGUCCCUGUCGGUUCAGCAUAAAUUUUUGUGUUACUCAAUUUGGAAUUACAGCAGAUAUAAUUCCUGGAAAGAAUCAAUUGUUAUCAAUGUUUUUCCCUCUUAGAGACCAUUCUUGAACAAUACCGGUACAAACAUUAUUAGAAAAGGUUCCAAGGAAAAUGCUCAAGAAUAAUAGAAGAGAAUUUGUUAUUCCGCUGUCAACUAAAACAGCCAAAAUGAAAAAGUGAACAGAUGUUGCUUUCACUACUUAAAAAGUGAACUGUCACUGUCACAAUUCUUUGCUCCUUUUAUGUCAAUGUCUGUUUUUAACUCGUGGGGAUGUGCGAAUGUACCACGGGUUAUUGCAGGGACAGAGAUAUGCAAAUGAGUCACUUGCUCACUCAUAGUAGACGGACUUCGUAAUUAAUCAGGUCCGACUCGAGAGUGCGAAGAUCUAUCAUUUCUGAAGAAGUACGCGCUCUCCGAAGUUCAGUGGGAUCAAAUUCUUUGCUGAGAGCAUGCAUCAUUCAGCGUUCGCUGUUUAGACUCAGAGUUUUCUUUGUGGCAAAUUUUCUACAGCAUGGUUAGUCGGUCUUACCAAAUUUAAGACAUGAAGGAGUCUUUCAAAUGAGUACGAUGGUUAACUUGGGGAUUGGAUUUCAAGAGCCUUUGACUCGUCCAGGCAUUAAACUUGACAAGAGUCAGAAGAGCAAAAUUUGCUCUUCUGACUCCACAAGAUCAGAGGGAAUAUCCAAAUUCCAGCUUGCUGGAAAGUGAUCAGAAAGUGAGAAAAUGUCAUGCACUGCUAUUCUUAAGAACCUGUAUGAGCCGAAAAUGGAUGUGAUUUUGACCAUUGGCUUUAAAAUAACAGCAGAAAUAGAAAUAAGAAAACAUACAGUGUAUGUUUUGCGUCCUACUUCGCAGACGAGGCGUAUCGGCUUUGUAAAGCAUGUUCUUUUAUUCAUUCAUUGCCAAUAUGAAAUGUGUUAACCGUUUACAUUGUUUUUAUACUGUCAAUAGCUCAGUUAAUGUGGCUUGAUCAUAUUAAGGGACCGUUCAUUUAUUACAUCCAAGCGCGGGCGGACUGGGGUUUUGGGGCGGGGGGUACAAUUUUCUAAUAGGCCCAAUUUUGGGGGGUCAAUUUUGAAAAUGCACAAAAUAUGAGGGGGGUCGAAAUAUUAAGACGCAGGGCUGGCCUUCUAUGUAAAAGUUGUCAAUUGUUGCUGAUUGAAGCAAAUCCACGUUUCCUUCAAAAGUAGACAAAAAAAUUUGCUUCAGCGGUUCUUUGUCAACAGCAAAAUGUUACCUGUAUAAAACUUGGCCCAGAAACCUAUAAGCAAUUUCUUACUACUAGGAAUGUAGCAUGCAUGUACGCACAUAUGCCUAUGCAUACAGCUGAAACCUGAAAACAAUAUAGAUAUUUUUUUUAUUUCGUGAAGCAUUUUUAUCUUUAAAUUGGGAUAAAUAUUUUGCAUUACCGUAUAUUGGUGUUUUUGUGUUAGGAUUUCUCUUAUCCUUUUACUGAUUAAGUGGAGUGAAAUGGAUCCGAAUCGGAAGCCACAGACCUUGGUUGAGACUUUUGACCAAGCCAACUACUAGGGGUUGCCCCCUGCAGACUCCCCCAGGUUUGGGGCGCCCUUGGUGAGCUAACUUUAGGGUGCAUUUUAAAAAUUGUUAUUGCCAAGGGGGGUGGGGGCAUACAAUUUUCAUAUGUAAUUACUUUUUUUGUGGGGGGGGGGGGUAAAGUUUUGAUACACCACAGUUUUUUCGUAUUAAUUGUACCAGAUGUAUUGUUUUUUAAGCAGGAAUUGAAGCAGCACUUCAACUUUCACUGUGAAAAUUAUUGAUUCUUUUUAUCCCCUUUAAACAGAAAGGCUUUGGAUACAAGGGAAGCAAGUUUCACCGAGUCAUUAGUGAUUUUAUGAUCCAAGGUAAUUUUAUUCACUCACAGCAACUUGAGUUUAAUAACUUUACCUGUUUGUCAAGUAGAGUUAAUGUAUGAUGUCUGAAUGAUAAAUAUUUGUUUUCUUUCAUAGGUGGUGACUUCACUAAUGGAGAUGGCACUGGCGGUAUGGAAUUUUUUACACUCUGUUUACUGGAAAUUUAGAACCUAAAGGUUUUUUUAAGCGGGCAUUUAUAUCCUGCUUACAUUCGAGGGUGUCAUCAAAAGGGCCUGAUCUGCUUACAGUAAAUACCAGCAGGCAUGGGUAUAUGGAAAAAAACCCUGAUGACAACUUAUGAUAAAGUGCCAGGUAAUCUCCUUCCAAAUUACCUUGUAUUUGCCUGAGAAAAGGAGAUUUAAAUCAUCAAAAGUCAGUUAUUCCACACUCACACCUUGAAUCAUUUCUGUACACAGACUUAAGGUUCUGCAUGCAGGCAGUGCUCAUGCAGUGGUUGUCAUGGUCACUUAUCAAAUUACUUUGGCCUUUUAAUUGUGUGAUAUGGAAUUCUCAGCUUGUGUAUAGGCAGGUAACAAAACCUGAAUUGGCCUGCAGAUCAGAUUGUCAAAACAGUGGCUCAGAUCCGAUCAAACUGAAAACAUCUGGAUUGGAUCAGAUUGCUGGCACUUAUAGAGAAUGCUUCGAAAUGAAACUAGCAUUUUCCUGAUCACUGUUUUCAUCUGAAUGAAAAGUUCAAAGUAGACCAUAGAGUUACAUUUUAAAUCAUAAUUUCUGUGUUUUGUUUUGCUUAUGUUUGAGUUAGAUCCAAGAUAGUUUGUAGUAAAAAAUCUUCGAUGUUUACUCAAGUUUGGGGUUGUAGAAGAUAAUGUCACAGUUUUUAAUGAUAAUGAAAUUCAGAAUCCAGGUAGUUAGUUAAUCAAUUGUGACCUUGAAAAAAUUUGAAGGAAAAAAAGCUACGAAUUUUUAAGAAAAUGCUUUUUUCGUGAGACGGACUCUUAAAUGCUGACAAACGUCAACAAAUAGCAAAACUAUAAUUUGUAUAUGUUUGCAUUGCUCGAAAUCGCGCACAUUUACGAGGCCCUGAAGCUUUUUGCUGACUUGCAAGGACCCAUCUGGUUAUAAAGAUCCCUAAAAUAAAGGGAUAAAUCUCAUAGUUUAUUAGAUAUAAUCAUGUAAAGUUUGCUUAUCAUUUUUGCAUAAAUUAUAUGACCUAAAUUUGGAAACUGCUGAAUUUCUCACAUUGGGUCUUUGUGAUUUUGGUGGAACUCUGGUCAAUGCAAGGCACUAAUAAGCACUAUAUGUAGCCGAGAAAUUUUCACGAAAAAAUGCUGGCAACAGCAGAAUUUCGACUCAGACCUCAAAGAGGCAUGGCACUAUAACCAUGUGAUAUUUACUCCGAUCGCCAAAAAUUUUAUGCUGUAUUGUAGAUUGAUCUAUAUGUUAUCCAUGCUAUAUGUUAGAUUUACGAUCAAAGUAAAGGUGGGUAUACCAGAGAGCUUCAAAGUAGGAUGGUACGCUCACAAAAUAACUGGGUCGAGUCACCUUAUUAAGUAGAGUAAUCCAAUGCAAUCCAGCUAUUCUUAGUCUAAUGGGAUCCAAUGGGAUGUACGUUUUUAGUACAGUCCAGUCCAAUUCCUAAAUCCAGUCAAAGGAAAGUUUUGUCAACAGCCCCUCUGAUUUUCAAGGGCUUAGAGCUUCACUGGAGCUUUUGUCUCGCUUCUGUUUCUUUGUGAGAGCAUAUGCUGUUAUGAGGUUCUAAGAUGUUGUUUUUGCUCCUUUGGAGUAAGCUACGUGCUAACGAUUUAGUACACAUAUCAAUUCAGAUUAAUUAUUGGCUCUUUUGCGGAAUAAUGAAACACAUUACCAUCUUUCUUUAUGAUAUCUACACGAAUUUAACAUUUCAAUGUGUUACUUUCAAGAGCCUUAUAAAGUAUUUUAUUUAUUUCAUGACCUUCCACCAGGUUACGUACCAUAUCCUUUAGACUCCAUGCAGUGUUCUCCUUGACCAUUAAGGGCUUAGAGUGGAAUAUUUCUUGGGUUUACUAGUGUAAGGCUUGAGCUAUCACCUCCUUGAGGGGUCUUUGUUAAAAAAAUAUUAUUGCAUAAUUACUUAAUUCUGCUUUUUAAAGGUAAGAGCAUCUAUGGUGAUAGGUUUAACGAUGAGAACUUUAAACUUUCCCACUAUGGUGCUGGUUGGCUGAGUAUGGCUAAUGCUGGAAAAGAUACAAAUGGUUCACAGUUCUUUAUCACAACUGCUCAAACAUCUUGGCUUGAUGGUAGACAUGUUGUAUUUGGGAAAGUACUAAAAGGAAUGGUAUGUAUAGCUGUGUUUGAAUAACAAGCAUAGACCACAGAGUGACACAGGGUAGAGUGCCUGCAAGCAUUCUACAAUCCUGGACAAAAGUCUUGGGACACUUCUGCAUUUCUUGGGCGUUUUCCAAUUCACGCAGGUCCAACCCCUGCCCUCACCCCAAAAACCAUGUUGGUCUCAUGUAUCCAAUUUUUUUUUUUUGAGUUUCAACUUUGUUAUGACGGAACCGAGGAAUGGGUUACCCUAGCAAGAGGGUUACCCUAACACUCGCAUAUUUCUUCUUUUUUCACACGACGUGUUUACAAGGCAGGUAGGGUUACCCUAGCGCUGGGUAACCCUACCUCAGUGCUAGGGUUACCCUAGCAAGGGGGUUACCGUACCUGCCCUGCAAACGCUCAGCUAGGGAUAACUCGCCUACCCGGGUCAACUUUCUGCCGUCAUGCGUGACCAGUAAUCGUGCCAAGUUGAACGGUAUUAUCCAAUUUUUGAGCUUAAUUUUAAACAUCUGAAAAAUAAAAAAAGUUAUUUUCUGUCUACGAUGAUAAUAUUUUCCCUUUUUUUGUGUGUGUUUUCUGUAGAGAACUUCAAGUUUUUUUCAAAUCUUGGACCAUUACAAAGAAUGUCACGCAUGACGAAAUACGUCAGCAAAGCUGGUAAAGUUUACCUGGGUGAUAGGGUACCAGAGCUAACUUGCUAAGGUAACCCUAGCACAAGUGUAACCCUCUCCCCUUGUAAACAGGCCCUUUGUCAGAAACAAAUUUCUUCGAUGUACAGAUUACCAAAUUUUGUUAUCCAUAGUGCUCCGCUGUGCCCUUCGCGAGCGCGAGAGCCCCCGCUACUACCACCACCACGCCACUGCCACUACAUGUGCUAAACUACAAAUGAUACAUAUUAUAAUAUAGUUUAUAACGUACUGAGGAUUCAUGUCAAUGCAAAUAUUUGUUAGUAGAAAUUGCCAGACUUUAAUUUUUAGCUUUUCUUUAUAUUAUCGAAGGAUAUAUACAGCAACAAUAUUUUUCUAGCGGGGGCGGAGGUCUGAAAUACUGGUCACUUUCCACAGGUCACUACGCUACAGAUAAAUAAAUAGCGCCAAAAGCUUCUACUUAACCCUAUAAUACUUUUACAAAAUUGUCUUUUAAGGUGAUGUUACACGGGGCGAUUCGCAACGACGAUUUUUAGCGCAACACAGCGUUGUAAUGUUGGAACAAUGUUGUAACCUUUUGAAACAAUGUCGCAACAAUGUUGCGCUAAAAAUCGUCGUUGCUAAUCGUCCCGUGUAACGUCACCUUUAGACCAAGGGGAUUCUGCGUGGCUUAAUAUUUAUCGAUGGAGCAGUGACGCGUACACUUGAGCUAUGGAAUGUAACCUUUAGUUUAGGGUUUUAUUUAAGGCAAUAAACCAAAACUUCCCAGUUAUAAUCUCUAUGCUCUACUGGCAAUGUUUGGGAAAUGUUCACACAUUUUUAUCUUUUGGUUAUGUUUAGGAUGUUGUCAGAAAGAUAGAAAAAACGAAAACUGACGGUCGUGAUAAACCAACCAAAGAUGUCACAAUAGAGGACUGUGGAUCUCUUCCAGUUGAUAAACCUUUCGAAGUGGAAAAAGAACCCGUCAAAGAAUAACAUUCAUGACUUGAUUUGUUUACUUCAUAUGCUAGUGUAUUUUAAAAUCCACCUUAACCUGGAUAUAACAGAUUUCUACAUAGCGUGAAAUUUUGUACUUUUCAGAAAACUGGAAUAAAACAGUUAAGGUAAUAGUAUCGUUAGUCUUUUGGUGUAGUCCAACGUUCUUUCCUUCACCUCUUUCCUACAAACGCGUCUGAAAACUCUUUUUCAAAACGCUGUAAUUCUUUCUUAAUAAUGCCUGAAGCUUUUCUUUCUGGAGCCCUCCACAAAAGAGGAAAUACACGUAAUAUACCGUAAACUUCCCCUUAUAAGCCCCCUCCCCCAACUGAUAAGCCGCCCCCAGUUAUAGGCCCACCUACCUGCUAGACUGCUUGCUGUCCGCCUUUUCUCUUAAAAUCCGUCAAGUUCUUAUCUCAUCCAGCGCGAUUGCAAACCACAACGUUAUUCUUACAGAGACGAGAUUUCUUCUCAGGCUUACGCCCUCGUUUCUCGCGGCUCGCGGCUUCGCCGCUUGCGUGCUUAGGUUUCGUAUGCAGUAACUUUGCAAAGAAAAAUAAGAGACUGCUCGCAGUCUAUCUACCUGCAAACAAAAAAUACAUCCCGUUACAAGCCCCUGGAUAAAAGCUCCCCUCAAGCUUGCAUUGAAAUGAAUUCGAUUUUUUACGGCGUCUUGACGCAGCUUAAAAAAGUGAGUCAAUUCAAAAAGUAUUUUGAUCAGCACUGCUUUGUAGCUUUUUUUGAAACGCUUUUUCAGUCCGGUUAUAACAACACCCCGGAUAUAAGUCCCCUUCAGUAUUUAUAAGCCCCCCUAAAACCCCGGUUACGAAGUUGUACAAGCCCAGGGCUUUUAACCAGAAAUUUACGUUAGAAGUUUGAAGGUGAAAGAAUGGAAAAUGCGCGUACUGGGAGUUUAGUCUUCAAGCAGUCCCCAAAAAGAUUGAAGGAUCCAAUUAAACCUACACAAUUUUGAAUCACUAUGACUCUUAUUUGGUUGUCAUGGUAAGUACAGUCUCUUUUAGAGGUCAAUUAGAGAACUUAAGCAACAGCGUUUUUGAGCGACGGUUAGCCUGCGUAGCAGGCGUCGAAAGAAGGGGUAGGGGAUAGGGAGGAAGGGAGAUAAGAGGGGGAUUUUACCCUCUUUUUUCGCUUUUCUUCCCUCCCCCCUGGUUUGGUCGACACUCUCGGGUUAACCGUCUUUAUAAGAGAAAAGAAACUUAGCAAUACAAAUUUGUUACCGUCAAGGUAUAUAAAAACGGAGAAGGACUCACUUCCGGUUGACGUGCGUCGUUAAAAAACGCCUCUGCUUAAGCUCUCUAAUACUAGGGACCUUACGAUCCGACAACGGCGACGUCCAUGAAAACGUCGCUGAAAAAUAGACUUCGCAUCUUUUUAAACGUUUUCGCGAUUAUCCCAAUUCGCCCUGUUACUUAAAAGAAGGGAAUUUUGGUUGGAGCUGAGGAGAGGGGACCGCGCCCGAGUUUAGAAAGAGAUGGUGGAAUUUAUCACCUUGCCGUUCCCGUACUCAAGUAAACUUAAGGGGCCUGUGUCACAGUAGUCCAGUUCAUUUUGUUUAAUUUUGCCAAUUACUCGCCCUCAAUCGCCGUGAAACUUAAAGUAAGCAUAGAAAUUACACUGGGAAAUGACAAAAUCAGAGAUUCGAGACAAACAAAUAUGUCUUCUGAGCAUUAUUUUUGAAGUUGCAAACAGCAGAGGUCAACUUUGAAAAACUGGUUUCAAUCCGUUUCAAUCUUCUUCAGUUUUGCCCAUCCGUGUUAUCUGUUGUAUCUGUUGUGUUAUUUUAACCUUCCUUUAAUGUUUUAAGCGGUUAUUUUUACGUUUCUCGUAAUUUAACGGGCAUUUCGUAAUUGCCUAAUUUGGUAGCCUGAAUUUCAUCCAAUUACUUUGAGUCGUUAUUACUCCCUCAGAAACGACGUUGUUGCGAGGAGAAAACGACUCGAAGCAAUCGGAUGAAUUUCAGGCUACUAAUUUGGCUGAAUUUCGUGACACAGGUCUCUCAAAAUGUGGUCAUUUCAUGUCGUUGUUGUGCAGGAACAGCAAAGAAAUGUACAAAACAAGCGUGAUGCACUUGCAGAGUUGUUGUUUUGCUCAUUAAACCUAUUGUUUUUUUGACGUUCUCCUUGCCGUCGCCUUCGAAGUUUCGUAAGGUUUCUACUACUGAGCCACGCCCAGAUUGGUCUCGUUUAGGAGCUCAAAUCUUUGGGAGUCCGCCCGGGCAAUUCAAUUUUUUUUUCUUUCCGAGUUAGAGCGUGAUAUAUUUUUUAUUUAGUUUUUGAUUUGUUCUCAACAAGAAAACUUGCACAAGAAAAACAAAAAUAAAUAAAUAAACAAAAACCUCCUCUAGUCUUUCCACCAAUAGUUUUCCCUUUUUUCCGAGGAAUUUAAUAGUUAUCAUGAUCAAUCCGUAUAAGUGGCGAGUACGCGAAAAUGAGAAUGAAACGACUGAUGACAUAGUGAGCGCCAUUUAGCGAAUGGUAAUUUGCUUUUUCUGGAAAAAGAAAAUCAGUCUCAGUUGGCUCUAAAAGAUAUCAUGAGACAGAUAAGAUGUGCUUAUAGACGUGCACAGACCGUUUAAUUUCUUUUUUCAUUUUCCUGCCCCUACCCCUUCAAUAACUCCCCUGCAGUUAAACCUGCAAUUAUAUACCACUGAUUACCCUGCGUACCAGAGACUUUUCCUGCAGCCCAAGAUGUGUCCCAUGUGUUGACCUGCGGCGGACAUCUAGGCCCCGGGAUCUAGGCAUCCCCCCGCACGCAAGGAAAAACAUUUGGUACUUAGAGCAGCGACUUCUUCCCCUUUCCUUUAAAAGAAAAAGAAAAGAAGAUCGCCAAAUCACUCUAAAUCACAGGUUACUUUCAUACGCGCGCUCGAAGAUCUCUACAGAAGAUCUCUAAAAUAUUAAGUUUAGCAGGGCAUUUGAAGACUGUGAGUGUUGCGUUACACCAGGCUGGUCAGAUGAAACAAUCCUUCAUUGAUAACACAGAGGGGUUAUUCAUUCCAGAUAUGUGUACGUGGCAGCGAAUAUGAGACCUACGUAUUCACUUCUGCACCAUCACUCUGGUUUUCGAAAAGCUUGCUAACUUGACGAUCAGUGUCUGGCUUUCAAAAUGGUUCUUCUCCUUCUUGCCACCAUCUGCUACAUGAAUGCUCUUUUCGUGCCGUUUGUUGUUAGCGCUGAUUCCGAUACACUGGUCACAAACAAGGUAUAUCUUGACAUCAGCAUUGGCGAGCAAGAAAAAGGAAGAAUUGUUAUUGGGUUGUUUGGAAAAACAGUUCCUCGAACCGUAGAAAACUUCAAGGCCCUUGCUUCCCACGAGGUACGGUUACUCCUUAAACACAUAAUAGCCGAUAGCCGGCGAAUAUAAUCGCCUCUCAAGUUGCUUCUCGUCGCUGGGACGUUCUUGCCACGAGUUGCGAUCGCUGAGAGGCCGCUGCAUUCGUAGGUUAGGGAGCUAAACGAUCGAUGAGGUUAAAAUCUUCUCAAAAUCAUUCAAAAAGUGUGUGAAAUAUCCGGACUUUUGUCUUUUGUAGAAUUGAAAAGAGAAGUGAGGAUGAUUUUACGAACAGUCUUGAUUUUUCGACCUAGCUCUCCUCUGUAUCUAAUCCCGGGGGCGGUACUCCCAUGCAUUACCUAUACGGGUAUGUGCCGCCCAACGGGGUCUAGCCUGUUCCAGGCUCCGAGAUAGUGGUGGAAAGUCGUUCAGUAAUAAGAAAGGCGAAGAACGCGCGGGGGCUGGGCCCCCUUUUCCAAGUCGUGCGCGUCUUAUUUUCGCUUUGCUCGUUUUAAUACGUUUCCACUAUACUAUCUGAGAGCCUGGCACAGGCUAAACGGGGUCGUGAUUUUGAAGCUCCUGAUUUUAGAACGGGGUAUCCAUUUCAGAGGCGUUUUCUAGAAUGGGGUAUAAAAAAUUGGGGAUCACGGCUUUAUCUUCUGCUUAAAAUUGUCGCUGAUUAUGAAGAAGCAUUUAUUUGAUGUAUAAGUCGAACAAAUAAAGAAAUAUCUUUUUAAUACAGGGCUAAUACAGGGCUAUUUCAAUUUACAAACUUUCUAGAACGAAGUAUAAAAAAUUGGCCCAUUUCUAGAACGGGCUAUCAGUUUUAGGGCGAAUUCUAGAACGGGGUAUAAAAAAUUGGCCCAUUUCUAGAACGGGGUAUCAGUUUUAGGGGAAUUUUUUUAGAACGGGGUGCCAAUUUGGAGUCCCGAGCGGCACAUACCCACCCAAAAAAUACCCAAGUGCCCCCCCGGUAUCUAAUACCCUGCGAGCAGAGCCGGGUUUGCCUCUUGCAUGGCUUUUAGCAUUUACGAAAUUGUUCGCGUCGCUUGCCAGUCGCGUAGUUUGUUUGUUUACGCGACUGGCGACGCGAACGACUUCGUAAACGCUGAAAGCCUGGAGUAGUCAAUCGAUAAAAAUCGGUAGCAAUCAAGUGAUUUUUAUCGAUUGAUACCGAAAAUCGGUGAAAAUCGAUAAACUAAAUUGCUGUGUCAAAUCGAUAUUAUCGACUUUUCAUGAUUUUAUCGAUUUAUAACGGAAGUCCGCCAUUGUUGUUUUUUGGCAUGAGUUAGAUAGUACAGCUGAGAAAACACAUCCACGAAUAUCAACUGCUCAACAAACAUGAAAAUGAGACAUUUGGAAACUAUCACACACGCAAGUUUCUCUCAAAAACUCUUCGUUUGGUACAUAAUAACAAAAACGGUUCGGUUUUAUAAUUACAUUCAGUUCUCGCAGGCAGGUAUCACGAGAAAUACAACCUUAGUAAAGAUUUCCUAGCCUGAAUUUCAGACAUCCCCUCGAGUCGAAGGGAUGUCUGAAAUUCAUUCAAAGAUUUCCCUGGAUAGAUUUUUACCCUUUCCGUUAUCAGUCGAUACAAAUCACUUGAUUGCUAACGAUUUUAUCGAUUUCGAUUUUUAUCUAUUGGCUACUCCGGGAUUUAACUUCACCCGGAUCUACACCGACUUUAUUUUGAAAGGGCGGCAGGUCGAAAUCGUGAAAAACUGGGCGCCUACAAACCAGAAGAAGAUUUUAAACCUGGUUUUGAAGAAAAUAUAAGAUUUUUCAGAUUUUUUUGAAAAGAAUUUAUUAAAAAGUGAUAACUGUUUGAUCCUUCGACUCUCAACUGCAACUCAAUUGUCAACAAAUUUACUGUUUGCAUGAAAUCAGUUUUCAUUUUUGAAUGAAAAGAUGAACAGUGAGCGAUAUAAAUCGAUGAAAUCGGUAAAAAUCAAGAUAAAUCGAUAAACGAAACGAGUGUGUCAUCGAUUACUACCGAUUGAUCGAUACAAUGGAUAUCAAUUAAAUCAGAUUUACCGAGCGAGAACUGAAUGUAAUUAUAAAAGCGAACCGUUUUUGUUAUUCGGUACCAAACGAAGAGUUUUUGAGAGAAAUUUGCGUGUGUGAUAGUUUCCAAAUGUCUCAUUUUCAUGUUUGUUGAGCAGUUGAUAUUCGUGGAUGUGUUUUCUCAGCUGUACUAUCUAACUCAUGCCAAAAAACAACAAUGGCGGACUUCCGUUAUAAAUCGAUAAAAUCAUGAAAAAUCGAUAAUAUCGAUUUGAUACAGAGUCUACAUUCUAGAAAGUGGGUGGGGGGGGCGUUUGGCCCGUUGGGCAUCAUUAUCAUUUAGAAAUACAGUCAUCUCCCUAUAACUCGAACAUUCCGAGUAGGAAAAUCGCAAAGAGUUCGAGUUAUCGGGAGUUAGAAGCAAAUAACCUAAAAUAAGGAAAUAAGAAUAUGGUUGGGGAAGGAAUGCAAGAUGCUAUGUACAUUUCACUUCAAGGGCAGCAAAACUUGAAUAUUGAAUAUUCAUGAUCAGGGCUGGACACUGCAUUUGAACAAGAUUGACAAAGAAGUACAGACAAAGAAAACGCGGCAGUUUUGCAAUAAAUUCAGUGUCUCAUUGUCGACUUUUUUUUCGACUUGUCACGCUUUAAAACAUAGUUCGAGUUAUCGAGGGUAAAAUUAAAUAAAAAUCAUUUGUAGGGAAACAAAAAUUACUUUGGCCGUGGGUUACCGGGAUGUUCGAGUUUUCGAGAGUUCGAGUAACCGAGUAUUGUAUGAAGGAAAUCCAGGGAAAAUUGAUUUUGGCUCGAGUUAGCGCGAGGUUUGAGUUAGCGAGAGUUCGAGUUCUCGGGACUUGACUGUAUAUUCCUAUUCUUAACGUGACUGCUCGCCACAUACACCAAAAAACCUACCUGAGUUCUCCCUACGCUAGCAAAAAAGAUUCAUGUCAAAUCUGUUGUUUUGGUUUUACUUUGUAGUACGGCUUUGGAUAUAGGGGCGCAAUUUUUCACCGAGUGAUCAAGGACUUCAUGAUACAAGGUUUGUUUUAUAAUUUGUGAGCAGUUGAUGUAUCGUCCAGAAGAAAGGAAAGUGUGAUUUUACAAGUUAACGCUUAGCUUAUUAUGGGGAUAUUCUUGUUUAGAGACAGAAGUUUGGGCAGUGAAACAGUCUCAGAAUUUGUCUCUCCAUCCUCUCUAAGCUUUGCGUUUUUGAAAUAGCAAAAAACCUUAUAUAAAAAUAUAUCAAACACGCUCUUUUAUGCUUAACGUGAAAAGCACUACGUCUACAAAACCUCUAAGAAAAGGCCCUGAUAAUACGCGAUAAUGCAGACAGCCCCGUAGCCAAAAAAAAAAUGCUUAUCGCGCAAUACAUUUAUUUCCAUACAGUCUUUGGCCUUAUGAUAAUAAUUAUCCAAAGAAUGCGGCAUUCUAUUCCCAUGGUUUCAAGAGCUAAGGACUCCUUGGGAACAGGGGUUCCAGCCGCCUGCUCUAGUAUCCCAGGAAGACGGUAAUGUAGAAGCUCAUGGUGAAAAAUCCUCUGAUACCUACACCCUUGCACACAUAUACUGCUGAUAUAAAUUGAGACUAUUUGCUUCGGUUGUUACACUUGAUUUACUCAUGUCGUGAUAUCACGUUCACCAUGUAAAAUUGCACUUUUCUUACAAGCUACAUAGCUCUCCUGGUUUACUUGGAUAACCUCACAAAAUUGAUCAAAAACCAAGAAAUGUCUACUCAGAAACCAUGUGUAACAACAAAUAUGAACGAAUCACGUGACUAACCCCAAAAAAUCUUUUCCAGAUUAAUUUUUUGCGACCCUGUUGUGUUUUGAAAUAUCGCGGUUGCCACGGUAACCCAGGUAAGCCUUCUGGGAUAACCUUUUAAAAAGUUUUAAAAAUCUUUCUUGUUUCUCGGCUUGACUUUGCUUUAACUUGCAACGAAUUCCUAGGGAUUUGCUGCAGGAUUUGGUGAUAAUAUCGCUUUUAGGUCGAUUGAGGAGUUAAUCUCUUCUCGUUUCGUUUGCUUUUUGCCAUUGCAGGUGGAGAUUUCAGUGACAACGGUGAAGGAUCUCGAUGUAAGAUGAAUUUUUCUCUCCUACUUAUCUACCUAAUAUUAUCUUGUUUCAUCACUUACUGGGCUGUUUAACCUGCUAAUUUUGUUUCUUCAACCGGCUGUAUCUGUUGUGGGGAGGACAACAAAACUUUCACGAUGAAUUGGGGUGGGGAAGGUGGAGGGGAGGGGAGGGGGGGCUUGAGACGUCAAAUUGUAACGUCUUAGGUUAACUUUAUCGUUGUAUGUAAGACCCUGAAGAAGGAAGGCCGUGUCUUCCGAAAUAUUGGUAACAAAAAAUGUAUAUUCCUAACUGUAAAAUCACCUUCGCCUCUUUUGUUCGAUAUUGUCGGAAAAUGCUCUAUUUAACCACGUGCACUAUUCAGUUCGGACUGGUAAGCAUUUCAGAACUGCAUCUAAUCAGGGACGUAGCUAGAAUUUGCCAAAGGUGAGUUCAGUCUCCCAAAUCAACUAUCCCGUCUCUCAAAUCGUUUUUACACGGGUGACUUGAUUAAAUUUCCAAUCUUUAUCAAUAUGGUGAAUUAAUAAUCAAAUCUCUCAGUCUUGGGAGCCCGUUCGUCAAGUAGCAGUUGUAAAACCAAGAGAAAACAUUUCCUUUUGAGUCUUUGAAAGUGGAAUUUCGCGGGAAAACGCACCUUUUUUUUUUAGCUAUCCCUUACUUACCGUCUCUUCUUUAAUACAGUUUUUCAUUCCUUUUUUUUUGACAUUUUUCCUUGUGUUAUGGCGUACAUGUAGCUACGCCUCUGCUAUUUGACAAAAAGUAAAUUUUUUCCACUCAACUUGACUUCAUUUUAAGUGUCUUUAUUUUUUUACUUGCGUCUAAUUCAAAAUUUGGACCUUUUUGGAAACAAUAACCGAUCCUUUUCUUUCACUUUCUUUUGCCUGUUUGUUUCUUCGUUUUCGCCUACCCAGUGUUUCUAUUAUCCAUGGUGUUUCUAGCUAUGUUUUAAGGGAAAUGAACCAGAGCUAGACGAAGACGUCUAAGUUUUUUUUGUUCGUAAGUGUAGCAGAAUUGGGUUACAACCGGGUUGGAAAUUUGUCAAGAUCUAUUCUUGGUCCUUCAUCAGUUUGUAGUCGAGACGAUCUAAAACGACGCCAUUUGGCAAGUAAAUAGUCAGCUACCAUCUUACAUUUCUUCUUCUGGGUGUUGUCAUUGUCAUCAUUAUAAGCAACGACUGUUCAGGUACGUUCUAAUACUAUAAUUAUCUCACUCCUGUGUUACAUUUUCAGCUAAAAGUAUUUAUGGAAAGUACUUUGAUGACGAAAAUUUCAUCCUGAAGCAUUAUGGGCCAGGUUGGGUGUGUAUGGCUAAUGCUGGAAAGGACACUAACGGUUCGCAGUUUUACAUCACUUUAGUCAGGACAAAAUGGUUGGAUGGAAAGCACACUUGUUUUGGCAAAGUUCUUGAAGGAAUGGUUAGUCAAAUAGGGUUUUGUGUUUUAGAUGAUAAAACAAUUGUUUUUGUGUCAUUUAGAAUUCCUUCAUUUAAAGGCACCGUUAGAAUUGCUUGGAAAAUAAAAGCGUUUUAGAAGAGUCCUCAGUAGCCUGUGAACAGGCUUCUUAAUAGGAAAAAUUUGCGGAGAUAUAAGGAGGGGAAAAGGGACCCAGAUCCUCUACCCCAUUCUCCCAGUUCCGCCCACGCCGUCUACUCGCGAUUUUAAGUCUUCUCCCACCUAAACAGAGAGCCAGUUCACUGUUAGGUUUUCGUUUUCAGUCUUAACAAUGGUCAUCGAAUUAUGCAUUUAUUUCGUACCCUGAGUACUCUCUUUUUGAAAUCCCACAUUUUUGCACUUGCUCAUUGCUCAGCAAUUGGCCAGAGUUCGACGCAACCUUCUUCGCGUUAAACAGCGCACGAAAACUUCUUUUAGCCAGGUUCACAGGUUCUUAGUGGCCAACAAAAAAAAAUCUCAAUUAUUUCGUAUAACUUUAAAUACCCAUGGGACAGAACAAGAAAUAUAUGUAAUAAUCAUCAUCGACGUUUAACUGAUACAAUCACAUGAAAGGGAAAUUAAUGAAAAUUAUUUAAUAUAUAUGAUUCUCUUGACAGAAAAUCGUAAAAGAAAUCAGUGAGUUGGAGACGGAUCAAUCUGACCGACCUAAAAAUCAAGUGAAGAUCACAGAUUCAGGAGUGGUAGAGGGCUUCAACUGGCCCUUUACAGUUCCAAAGAGUGGUGUUCUUGUUUAG
This is a messenger RNA of Porites lobata, 18535 nucleotides long. NCBI's taxonomy places the organism in Eukaryota, Metazoa, Cnidaria, Anthozoa, Scleractinia, Poritidae. The record is from the annotation of a GenBank genome assembly.